AUGGCGCCGAAGAAGACGCCGAAGGGCAAGUCCGGUUUCUUCGGCGUGAGGGCAAAGCCCUUCAGGAAGUUCGGAGUGGAGUUCUCUGACGCCGGGCGGCGUUGGUGGCUCGACACGUAUCCCACCGCCGAUGAUGCGGCGCGUGCCUACGACAUGGCGGUGUGGCGUGCCGGACGGCCGAAGACGGACCUCAACUUCCCAGAGAUCGAGUCCCAGGCGGUGGCGGAGUGGCUCGUGCCGCAGGGCAUUCGGAUGGAGGAGAUGCCGGCGAAGAAGGCGAAGAAGAGACCGGCGGUUGUCGUCGCUCAGGGUGAGAGCGACGAGGCAGCGAUGGCUCGGUUUGCGCGAGAGCAUCCGCAGUACAUCCAGGCCGAGCUGGAGCAUUACUGGAAGCACGACAUCGAGGCGAAAAAGAAGGGGGUGAAGGAGGACGAGGCCGGCCCCUCGACUGUCAUCCCUAUCGAGUCAUCGGAUGAGGACUUGGGAGUCCGAGGAGGAGGACGAGGGUGCGAUGCCCCGACCAAGGACGAGUUCUGGGAGCAGUUCCGCAGCUCGGACGACGAGGAGUAG
Messenger RNA from Aegilops tauschii subsp. strangulata, 570 nucleotides. RefSeq lists its product as uncharacterized. Lineage: Eukaryota; Viridiplantae; Streptophyta; Magnoliopsida; Poales; Poaceae. Gene Ontology annotation, molecular function: DNA-binding transcription factor activity; DNA binding. Gene Ontology annotation, biological process: regulation of DNA-templated transcription; ethylene-activated signaling pathway. The record is from RefSeq and is a predicted model, not a curated record.